CUCCGUCGACUGCAGCACUCCACUCACACCAUCAUGCACGCAACGCUCGGCCUGCUGCAAAAGUUCGCGCCGACCGUCGCGCAGGCGCACCCCACUGGCGAGGCGUUCGCGAUCGUCCGCCGCAUGCUCCAGGAGCGUCCGCGGCAUUUUCGCGAGAUCCUCGCGGACGGCAUUGCGAGCACGACACCGGAAGGCGAUGACAAGCCCGUCGCGUACAAGAUGAAGAAGUCCAAGGGCAAGGGCAAGGCCGAGGUCGAGUCCAUCGCCGUGCCCGAGGGACAUCCCUUCAUGUCUGGGACAUUCCUCAAGAAGCGCAUCAUUCCCGUCCUUGAGUCGCAGAACCUUGUGCGCAAGGCAUGGCUUGACGCGGUGCCGGGUUCGUCACUCGCCAAGAUGUCGCACCACCAGCGCAAGCACGCGAUGUGGGUGAUCCAGGAGGAGGGCAAGCUGGCCGAGCGGUGGGAUGCGAUCACGGAUCCGUCGCUCACGCUCCCCACGCUGCGGCGCUUGGGAGCGGAGGAGCGCGCAGCGAAGGCGGAGGCCGCGGUGAAGCGCCGCGAAGCGGCCUUCAACUCGGGCCGGGAGGAGCGUACCGAGCGCGACAUUAUGGCGUGGGCCGACCGCCCGGUGGGGUUUACGACGAGCCUGGAGCGCAAGCACCUGAACACGCGGCGGGCGCGCGCGCGGCCCAUCAAGGAGGCGCUCGUCGCGGAGCGGGCGGUGGUCAAGGCCGAGGUCGCCAAGGCGCUCGAGGCGGACAAGAAGACGUUGAGCAAGAUUGCGAGCCGCGUUCAGAAGUCGAGCGCGGCGGCCGUCGAGAAGAGCGCUGAGGCUGCCAAGGCCGCGGCCGAGGCCGUCGAGGCGCAUCGGGCCGCGCAGGCGGCCAAGGAGAAGAGGGACCAGGAGCUGGCGCGCCGGCGCAAGGCGCAGAGCGCCGAGGCCCGCAAGGCCAACCGCGCCAAGGAAGCCGAGGGCAAGGCUGAGGGCAAGGACAAGGUCCCGGCAUAGACAUGCAUAUUCAUCACUCAUGGG
Cutaneotrichosporon oleaginosum is the source of this 1032-nucleotide messenger RNA. RefSeq lists its product as uncharacterized. NCBI's taxonomy places the organism in Eukaryota, Fungi, Basidiomycota, Tremellomycetes, Trichosporonales, Trichosporonaceae. The record is from RefSeq and is a predicted model, not a curated record.